AUGGCCGAAACGAGUGUCGACGAAGCCGAAAAGUGUAGUCUCAACAGAAGGAAGAACGACACUGCAUCUGCCAAGGAGCAAUCAAUGAAAGCUCUAGACAGUGACUAUUGGACUAAGACCAAGACGGGCUUAGAGGCUACCGACGACGGACAACGGCGAGCCAGUCAGGGACUGAAAGGAGAGGAUUGGUGCAUCUUUUCAGGGGGAGCUGAAGGCCAAGUCUCGUGGUUCAAAGAGACAGACAACGCAUUGCCUCUGUUGGGCUGUGGAGAAGGGGAGGCUCUGGGGCCUGGGGGGCCAGCAUCAACAUCAGGGGCCCGUGAGGGGACAUUGGACAAGGGGACCAUUGCCUAA
Fusarium odoratissimum NRRL 54006 is the source of this 354-nucleotide messenger RNA. RefSeq lists its product as uncharacterized. The transcript has 2 exons. NCBI's taxonomy places the organism in Eukaryota, Fungi, Ascomycota, Sordariomycetes, Hypocreales, Nectriaceae. The coding region runs from base 1 to 354 and encodes 117 amino acids. The record is from RefSeq and is a predicted model, not a curated record.